AUGUCUAUACACGGCGAAGCCCUCUGCAAGCAAAAAUCGCGCGAACUCCUCGAGAAAAUCUCUCUCCCCACCGGUCUUCUCCCCCUCGAGGACUUCGUUGAGGUCGGGUACAACCACACCACGGGAUUCGUGUGGGUGAAGCAGAAGAAGAGCAAGCAGCACAAGUUCCAAGCGAUCGGCAAGUCGGUGUUCUACGAUACGGAGGUCACGGCGUUCGUCGAGGAACGUAAGAUGAAGAAACUGACAGGUGUCAAGAGCAAGGAGAUUCUGAUCUGGGUCACCAUCUCAGAGAUCUAUAUCGACGACCCGAAAUCGGGGAAAAUCACCUUUGGGACUCCGACUGGAAUUUCCAGGUCUUUUCCGGCGUCGGCGUUUGAGGCAGAGAAUUAG
Messenger RNA from Ilex paraguariensis (yerba mate), 390 nucleotides. Lineage: Eukaryota; Viridiplantae; Streptophyta; Magnoliopsida; Aquifoliales; Aquifoliaceae. The record is from the annotation of a GenBank genome assembly.